Letharia columbiana is the source of this 786-nucleotide messenger RNA. RefSeq lists its product as uncharacterized. Gene Ontology annotation, cellular component: cytosol. Lineage: Eukaryota; Fungi; Ascomycota; Lecanoromycetes; Lecanorales; Parmeliaceae. Bases 1 to 786 code for a protein of 261 amino acids. The record is from RefSeq and is a predicted model, not a curated record. The transcript has 3 exons. Gene Ontology annotation, molecular function: electron transfer activity.
AUGCCUACCCCAUUGAAGAUCCUGGUGCCUGUCAAACGGGUCAUCGACUACGCUGUCAAACCCCGCGUCAACAAAGCCCGCACGGCCGUCGAGACCGCCGGCGUCAAACACUCCAUGAACCCUUUCGACGAACUCUCCAUCGAAGCCGCCGUCCGGAUGCGCGAACGCAAGAACCCUCCCGUCGACGACAUACUCGCCCUCAGCGCCGGCCCCGCCAAAUGCGUCGACGUGCUCCGCACAGCCAUGGCAAUGGGGGCGGACAGGUCGAUCCACGUCGAGAUCCCCGACGCCGGCCAAGGGCAGGCGGAACUCGAGCCGUUGGGGGUUGCGAAGCUGUUGGCAAAAGUCGUGGCGGAGGAGGGGCCGAACCUGGUGAUAUUGGGCAAGCAAUCCAUCGACGAUGAUUCGAACCAGACGGGGCAGAUGCUGGCGGGGUUGUUGGGGUGGGGCCAGGCGACGCAGGCGUCGAAGAUUGAGUUUGACGACGGCGAUCGGGUCAGUGUGACGCGGGAGGUGGAUGGCGGCGUGGAGACGGUGCGGUUUCCGUUGCCCGGGAUCAUAACGACGGAUUUGCGGUUGAAUGAGCCGAGGUAUGCGAGUUUGCCGAAUAUCAUGAAGGCGAAGAAGAAGAAGUUGGAGAAGAAGACUUUGAGUGAUUAUGGGGUGGAUGAGGGGAGGAGGUUGAAGACUGUUAGAGUGGAGGAGCCACCACCGAGGAAAGGAGGAGGAAAAGUAGAGGAUGUGGACGGUAUGAUAGCGAAGCUGAAGGAACUUGGGGCUAUAUAG